AUGCAAGACGGGAUUAGUCCGCAAGAAGUUCAGACUCUUUUUGGGACUCAAGAUUCAGCAGACUGCACGGAAAACCUACAUGAACCAAAUCUAGAUAGGAUUGACGCCGCAAACCCCCAGGCUCUAGGUUUUAGCGGCGACAUGGAUCCUUAUGUAUUACAGAACUAUCAAUAUGACUCCAAUGGCUCAUUUGGAUUCAAACAACUAUCGAUACAAUCGGUGCUGCGCGGGAACUUCCCUGUUCAAUUUUUAAUCUCCCAGCCCAGCUUGUUCUCUUCCUCCAGGAAAGAAAAUGGCGUGCAAGAGAUAUCGCCUCUUGUGGCCAGAGGUGAGCUUGAGAAGAUGGUCUCGAGUGACACUGGUCGACGACUGAUAUCACUAUUCCGCACCUUUGUACUUCCGCUGUAUCCAAUUUUCUCCGAGACUCGUUUCCCUGACCCUGAUACAAGUCCCGCGUAUCUUUUGGCUGCAAUAUACCUGGUCGGCCAAUUGUUUGCACGGUUCGACGAAGCUUUAUCGAUUGAGCUGGCCUACGAGACCUUGGACAGUCAAGCUCUGUUCCGGUUAAUACAUGAAGCCUUGCAGUACGAAUCGCACGCACCAGGGCUGGAAACUGUACAGACUUUGCUUCUGCUUGUGAUCCGCCCUUCGACUAAUCCUUUAGUCCUAGAAUCUUCUGUCAAGUGGUCGUUGCACGGGUUACUUGUAUCGACUGCUCAGAGCUUGGGGUUGCAUUAUGAUCCGACGUCUUGGAAACUGCCGCGUUGGCAAAUAUCCCUUCGCCGACGGAUUGCGUUUUCGAUAUUCUCUGUAGACAAGUGGUUGGCUUGUAGCUUGGGCCGCCCACCACUGGUCUCGACGGACAACUGGCUUGUGAUUCGCUUGGAAAAAGAAGAUGUGCAUGCAUCGACAAUAGAAUCGGAUACAUGGUCCCAUUUCCUAUAUUACACUCAACUAGGGAUCUAUAUGGACGAAGCUCUCACUCGCCUUUACUCCAUGCGAGCAAUUCAAGAGCUGAGUUCAGAUCCUACCAAAACGCUGAGCAUCGCCCGCGAGAUCCUAGAAAAGACAUCUCAAUGGCACCGGGAGUUCUCACAGCAGUCGCACAAUAGCGAGGAACCUAAUCCCCUUUCCACCAUCAGUCUUCUCGGGUAUCACUACGUACAGAUGACCAUCUUCCGCGCGAUCAUGCGGCCAUUCCUCGCAAAACCCGGUGCUGCUAGUGGCGCACAACACUCGCUGAACGGGAACAGCUCAACAGAUAUCCAAAGCGUCCUCGGGCUUGCUAGGACGGGAUUCCGCUCCGCAACCACGGCUGCAUUAACGUUUGUCAAAGAAUUGAAGGAAGAGCAUUCUCGGAUCUUCUGGCCGCACUGGAGCCAAGUUGCGUUCUCGUCGAUUUGCUUCAUCGACCUGAUGAUGGCGACCUCGUCGCCUGAUACGGAUGAGGCAGUGUGCUGGUUCCAAGACCUGCACGUCGCGCGUAGGGAGAUGCGACUCAAGUCAACCAUGUUGCCAGUGCUGCGUCUGGGGUUACUGAGGAUCGAUGCGGUGUUUUGGAAGGGGUUGAGUCGGGUUAUGCAUCUGGAACCUCAUGUCGAAAAAGCGCUUCAAGAAAGCCUGAAACCAACAUCGACUUGA
Molecule: messenger RNA, 1641 nt
Organism: Aaosphaeria arxii CBS 175.79
Lineage: Eukaryota; Fungi; Ascomycota; Dothideomycetes; Pleosporales
Exons: 2
Coding region: 1-1641 (546 amino acids)
Biological process (GO): DNA-templated transcription
Cellular component (GO): nucleus
Molecular function (GO): zinc ion binding; DNA binding
Source: RefSeq, a predicted model, not a curated record